AUUGGGAAAGUUCUACACUCACCAGAGGGUGAGUUUUGGUUAUGGCAUGACUUGUCUCAGUUAAAAUGGGAGCUGCUUUGAACUAUGGACGCUUCUGGGGUUAUUUUUCUUCUUGUUUUUCUUCUUGCAGGAAAUCCUGGGUGUCGAAAAAAUGAAAUCCUUUCACUUGACGAGGUCACGGGGGGCUGGCCAGCAGCCAGGCACAGGGCUCCUGCGUGGCUCUGCCUGUUCCUGUCUGAGCCCAUCACUUCCUCCAGGACGCUUCUCUUGCAUGUACUUCUGCACACUACAAGGAGAGGCUUAGAUUUGUUCCUAUGCUCAGUAUUUAGUUUGCUCUACACUUUGAGAAGGCCAGUAAUGUCUUAAGACCUGUUGCAGUCUCCAAAUAUAAAACCCCCUUUGUUGGGGGGAGGUUGACUUGACUGAGCCGCAUGAUCAGAGUCAGGUGACAAUUUUGGGCACAAAACCGGAGAAUAAACAGUUGGGUGUAGGAGAUUAGCUGCUGACUUGCCUUUUGACAAGCUGUGCUACUCCUCAGGGAAAAAUGAGUGCCUGGCCUUCUCCUCUGAUUUGGAGCUUAACCACGGCGUGUUUAACAGGUAUUGCUUUAGGCCAGACCACCACCACCCAGGUCCCUACUGCAUCAACCCCAGCACCCGCCAGUGAAACCACCACCCAGGUCCCCAUUGCAUCAAGCCCAGUACCUCCCAGUGCAGCCGCUACCAUGGCCUCUGCUCCCCCAACUGCCACUGCAGUGUUGUCAGCUGGCGUGGUGUCAGCCUCUGCAAACCUUGUUGUGUCCACAGCAGUGCCAUCUGCUGAUCCAAGCACAAAAAAGCCUGCUCAGACUCUGCUCGCCACCACGGGUGUGACCAUCCUCACCUCUGGCAGCACCACCACUUCUCAAGCAUCUACAGGACUGAUGGCCGCAUCCACCAGCACCCCAGUGUCCCCUCCAGGUGUGACAACAUCUCCUGGAGUCCUGUCAGCAGCUCCGUUCCUCACCACUGCCAAACCCGCAAACUGCAGCGGUGUGAACGUGACAGCCUGUGCCCGCUGCUCCCCAGGGACGUUUCCCAACGAAGGCACCUUGAGCUGCUCGUGCUGCGGGGGGGGCUCAUGCAUAGACCCCAGUGCCUGUACCUCCUGCCCGCUGGGCCACUACCAGCCUGAAAGUGGGCAACUGUUGUGCCUGCCUUGUCCACAGGGCCAUUACACCAACUUCACAAGGAGCACCACAUGCCUUCCCUGCCCGCCUGGCCAUUACGCUAAUGAGUCCGGAGCUACAGCCUGCAGAGCAUGUGAGAAAGGCUAUUUUAGCUCCAAGGAAAAUGCAGCUUUUUGUCUGCCUUGUCUGCCUGGAUCAUUUUGCAACACCACCAGCUGCACGGUGUGUCCGCCUUGUCCUGGUGGGCAAGAGGCUCUUCAGGCUGCGGCGCGGGACUGCAUGCCUUGCUCACCAGGUACAUUCAAAGGUCCCAGCGACAACAAAUGCAAGCUCUGCAGGACAGGAGAAUACCAAUUACAGUGGGGCAAGGAGAGCUGUGACCUGUGCCCAGAAAAUCACUACUGCCCUAGCCCAGAUGUGAACCCAGUGAAGUGUCCUCCCGACGCCUUCUGCCCCGCAGGCAGCGCUGAGCCGGCGUACUGCAUGGAGCUCUUCCUUUACAAGGCAGGGGACUCCUGCCAGCUGACCCCACUGAUGGUCGUUCUCCUGGCCAUCUUCUCAGCAUGUGGAAUCCUUGCUGUCUUUCUAAUAAUUCUGAGAAGAAGGCAACAAUAUAGCAAGAAAUCGUUAAAGUCUCUGUUGCUACCCCAAGGCUCAGGACGACACACAACUUACGGGGGGACUGAGCACACAGAACCAGUCUAUGCUGGCUGGUAGCCUAGGACACGCUAUCAGCAAGCAACCUCUUUUUUUCCAUGCGGCAAGACAGAUGGUGCAUAUGGGGGAAAUGGUUAACUAUGAGCAACCUGUUUCUGUAGAGCUAAAAUAAGUGCAGAGAAAUUAAACCUCAAUUUUUGAGUUGUGGCUGCUUGUGCUGAUCAACCCAGCUGUGCUACUGUACUGAAAUGGAUUGAGGGGAAAAGUCUACCCCUGCAAGUCCCAGCUUCAUUCAGAAGUAAAUACUUUUCUGCUUUCCUCAGUGAAAAAAACAAAAAACCAAUUGUGUGUCUGUCUCUCUCCAGUUAGCUGAACAAACUGAGUAGGAAUCAACUGCUCCAGUUAUUAAGGUUCCUGUGAUACAAUAAUCUCUUCCACCUGAGCAGGAACUAACAUGAAUAUGCUUCAAGGAAUAUGCAAUUUUUUUUUCCAUUCUCAAAACUUUACUAAUUACUACUAGUCUAAACAAGAGCAAGUAAAGGAAAGGGAGGCCAAAGCCUUCCUCUCAGCUGUGGGAAAACAGGUGCAACUAAAACAGUGGUUGAUUUCUGGACAAGUAUGUCCCUUUUGUUUCCUGCUGUAUGAUGUCCUUCAUACUAGAGCUACAAAAGCAACUCAGAACUUCCACCAUACCUCACAGGAAUUGUUUCUUUCUCUACCACACCACACUGGUAAGGCAUGAAACUGUGCCAGUGAAACCUUGGAGCCAAACAGCGCAGCAUGCUGCAGCCACAGAAGACAGCUUGCCCAUUUUUGCAUGCCUGGAUGUGCCAGUACUAGACCCAUUGCUUGAAUUCCUGUGCAGAGUUCUUGCCCUGAUCCCUGACACUUGAUUUGUCCCCCACCCAUGAGAGCAGGAUGUGUGAUCUGUACCUGUUCUCCCUGCAUGGAGCUGUGGCACUCCAAGCUUUCUUCUCUGCAGUUGGCCCAGUUCAACAAUCUGGUUAAACUGAUGCAAUUCAUGUUUUACAGGGCUGAUUUCAAAUUGUCUAGUUGUUUGUGUGGCUGGUUAACUCUUAUCUUUUUAAAAUUGUUGUUUGCUACAUUUUCCCUAUCAGGCUCUUUCUCGGUGAUGUUUAGCUUUCUGCACUUGUUCCUUAUGGCCAUUUGAGGUCUCACCAGCAUAGCAGGCACUCAGAAAUGCCCACUGACUGUAAUAGACCCAGCUUCAACUGCUCCAUGAAAUCAGUGCCUGGGCUCUCUUAACCUUCCCACCUUGUUGCCUCCAGUCUCCUAACAAGCAAAAUUCAUACACAUAGUAGGUGUGCUGCAUAACCCCAGACAGAUGAGCCAGCUGUUACCCUUUGUCACAGCACCUGUGCUUCACCAGCUCUACAAGCACUAGUAAAACCAGUUAUCUACUAUUAAAAGAUCUGUGCUUUUAAAUGAAUGUGCACUGAGGUGGAAGCAGGUGUUACUUUUCACAUUCAUCUCUUCACUGGGCUAGCACAGCAGCAGACUCAGCUGA
Molecule: messenger RNA, 3353 nt
Organism: Athene cunicularia (burrowing owl)
Lineage: Eukaryota; Metazoa; Chordata; Aves; Strigiformes; Strigidae
Product: mucin-2-like
Exons: 9
Coding region: 545-1885 (446 amino acids)
Source: RefSeq, a predicted model, not a curated record